AUGAUUCAUGGUAUUGGAAUAGACAUAGUCCAUAUAAGUAGAAUGAUUAAGAUUCUCGAUCGGAGAACAAGGUUCAUGGAAAAAAUUUGUCAAAGAAUAUUAAGAUUUGAUGAACAAGACAUAAUACCUAAUUUGAAGAAUAAAAAUCAGUUUGCCCUUUGGAUUUGCACAAAGUUUAUAAGAAAAGUAUUAGCCUUUUUAAAGAGAAAUAAUUGUAUAAUAGAUGGGCAGCAAAAGAAGCUGCUUUUAAAGCAAUAAAUUUUCAGCAAAAAUUAAAAUGGAAGGAUAUACAAAUAUGUAAAUAUAAAAAUAAUCAACCAUAUAUUCAGCUAUGGAGCGAAGGAAAACCAACAAAACAAAUGAAACUAUCAAUUAGUCAUGAUGGUGAUUAUGUUGUUGCUUU
Messenger RNA from Pneumocystis murina B123, 403 nucleotides. RefSeq lists its product as hypothetical. Lineage: Eukaryota; Fungi; Ascomycota; Pneumocystomycetes; Pneumocystales; Pneumocystaceae. The record is from RefSeq and is a predicted model, not a curated record. Bases 1 to 258 code for a protein of 85 amino acids. The transcript is spliced from 2 exons. Gene Ontology annotation, molecular function: holo-[acyl-carrier-protein] synthase activity; magnesium ion binding.